GAGGAAGAAGAAGAAGAAGACGAAGAAGAGGAAGAAGAAGAAGAAGAGGAGGAGGAGGAGGCGGCGGCGGCGCUGACGGAGCUGCUCAUUGAUGACGUCACAGGUGGAUCAGCUGGACUCUGCUCGACGAUCGACAGCUUCUGUCUGCAGCAGCGAGCUCCUCGUGGCUGGAGACGAACGUUUACCCUCCUCUUCUCCUCUUCUCCUCCCUCUCUUCUCCUCCCCCUCUCUCUCUCCAUCUCCUCCCCUCGUCCCUGUGACCGGUCACAAUGAGCAGCGACUCAGUGAAACUCUCCAGAAACCUCCUGCGCAUGAAGUUCAUGCAGCGAGGUCUGGACGCCGAGACCAAGAAGCAGCUGGAGGAGGACGAGAGGAGAAUCAUCAGCGACGAGCACUGGUACCUGGACCUGCCGGAGCUCCGGGCUAAAGAGAACCUGCUGGUGGAGGAGAAGAGCUUCGUUCCCUGUGAGGACCUGAGGUUCGGCCGCAUGUCGUUCAGAGGGUUUAAUCCAGAAGUGGAGAAGCUGAUGACGCUGAUGAACCCGAGAGACGAGGAGGAGAAACAGGAGGAGACGAGCAGGAUGCAGACGGACGUCACCGACGAGGAAAUGGCUCUGAGGUACGAAAGUCUCGUCGGGAGCAUGAAGAGGAAGUUUGCGAAGAAGCGCCAGCGAACGUCGACAGACGAGGACGUCAAUCAGAACGUGACGGAGACGAGCACGAAGAAAGUUUUUCUCAAACCUCAAGACUGAACUGUUGUCAUGGAAACGACUCGGACGAUCCGCUGCCGUGUUUUUUAUGGAAACGUCAGCGUCUGAGAAUCGGUGGAUGUUAUACAUCCUGUUUUUAUUUUUUAAUAUUCAUCUUUGAGCAGCUGGGACAGUUUUCAGGCUCAUUAAAAACUGAACUCAA
Messenger RNA from Scophthalmus maximus (turbot), 912 nucleotides. RefSeq names its product M-phase phosphoprotein 6 (gene mphosph6). The transcript is spliced from 5 exons. NCBI's taxonomy places the organism in Eukaryota, Metazoa, Chordata, Actinopteri, Pleuronectiformes, Scophthalmidae. The record is from RefSeq and is a predicted model, not a curated record. Gene Ontology annotation, biological process: maturation of 5.8S rRNA. The coding region runs from base 270 to 752 and encodes 160 amino acids.